Molecule: messenger RNA, 1623 nt
Organism: Trichoderma breve
Lineage: Eukaryota; Fungi; Ascomycota; Sordariomycetes; Hypocreales; Hypocreaceae
Product: pre-mRNA splicing factor PRP21 like protein domain-containing protein
Exons: 2
Coding region: 1-1623 (540 amino acids)
Biological process (GO): regulation of alternative mRNA splicing, via spliceosome; mRNA cis splicing, via spliceosome
Cellular component (GO): U2 snRNP; U2-type prespliceosome; catalytic step 2 spliceosome
Molecular function (GO): RNA binding
Source: RefSeq, a predicted model, not a curated record
AUGGCUGCGGAAGUGGCGAAUGGAAAUGCGUCAAACGCGCUUGACGAUAUCAAAGCUCCUGCCGGUGUGGUUCUGCCGCCACGCGAAAUUCGAAACAUCCUCGAAAAGACUGCUGGAUAUGUCGCGCGAAACGGCUCGGUAUUCGAAGAUCGCAUCCGAGAAAAGGAACGGCAGAAUCCCAAGUUCAGCUUUCUGAGCGUUGACGAUGCCUACCACGCCUACUACCAGUGGCGACUGAGCGAGAUCAGAUCUGGUCGCGGCACCGACAUUGCGGCCGGUCGAGUGGGAGAAACCAUCACACCGGUUCCCGAGAAGCCCAAGGGGCCGCCGAAGCCUCCCGACUUUCAAUUCUGCGCUCGAAUGCCUCACAUCAACCAGAAAGAUUUGGACGUGAUUCGGUUGACGGCGCUCUUCGUGGCCAAGAACGGACGGCAAUUCAUGACGCAGCUGGCGCAGCGCGAAGCCGGCAACCCCCAGUUCCAAUUUCUGAUUCCCAACCACACGUUUCACAACUUUUUCCAGCACAUUGUCGAUCAGUACACGUUGCUUUUGCGGGCGAGCGGACUCGACGGUGAGGGCGGUAAGCUGCAGGAGGAGCGGACAGCAGAGCUGCAGCUGAACGUGAAAGACAAAUUCCACGUCCUGAAGCGAGCAAAAGAGAGGGCAGAAUAUGCCAAAUAUCAGGAGGCUGAGAGGAAGAAGAGGGAAGCCGAGGAAGAAGUCGAAAAGGCUGAGUUUGCUCGAAUUGACUGGGGUGAUUUUGUCAUUGUCGAGACCAUUACGUUUUCCGACGCCGAUGAGAGUGCCAAUCUGCCGCCUCCCACUACCCUGGGUGAGCUGCAAUAUGCUUCGUUGGAAGACAGAAACAAGGCAUCCAUCAGUGCCAACCUGCGAAUCGAAGAGGCCAUGCCAGGCGAAGAGGACGAGCUGUACAACGGAGCCACAGAAACAGCUCCUCCAGCCUCAUUUCCCCUCCCUGUGCAUACAGGAUACGCACCACAACAGCAGCAACAGCAGCAGCAGCCACAGUUGCCAUCUCCUGUACCGGCUUAUGGCGCCGAGGUGCAUCAGCCACAGCCAUCUGCUCAGGAGGAAGAGGAGCUGCGGAGAAUACAAGAAAGAUCUGAAGCACAGGCUCGUGUGCAGGCGGCACAUUCAGAGGCUAGGGGUGGCCUUGGUCCUAUGAAGAUAAGGGAGAAUUACGUGCCACGGGCGGCACAGAAGGCGGCAACCAAGCAAGGAACGCAGAUGGCACUGUGUCCCAACUGCAAGCAGCAGAUUCCCCUCAACGAACUCGAAGCACACAUGCGAAUUGAACUCCUGGAUCCAAGCUGGAAGGAACAAAAGGCCAAGGCAGAAUCACGUUACGCUACGUCCAACAUUGCCCAUGUUGAUGUAGCCAACAACCUGAAGCGACUUGCUAGCCAGAGGAGCGACGUCUUUGAUCCUGCGACAGGAAACGCCCUCUCGGAGGAUGAACAAGCCAGGCGAAAGAAGGCGGCUAUCCAAAGCUUCGAUGGACAUCUGGAGGGAAAGAGCCAAGCGCAUCUCAAUCACCUCCAGAAUGUCAAUGUCGAUGAGCAGAUUCGCGCAAUCCAUCAGAAGUUUGCAACCAAGAAGUGA